Molecule: messenger RNA, 1077 nt
Organism: Mus musculus (house mouse)
Lineage: Eukaryota; Metazoa; Chordata; Mammalia; Rodentia; Muridae
Gene: Pfdn1
Product: prefoldin 1
Exons: 4
Coding region: 11-379 (122 amino acids)
Biological process (GO): protein folding
Cellular component (GO): prefoldin complex
Source: RefSeq, marked provisional
GUGCUCCAAUAUGGCCGCCUCCGUGGAUCUGGAGUUGAAGAAGGCCUUCACAGAGCUUCAAGCCAAAGUUAUCGAUACUCAACAGAAGGUGAAGCUUGCAGACAUACAGAUUGAACAGCUGAACAGAACGAAAAAGCACGCACACCUUACGGACACGGAGAUCAUGACGCUGGUAGAUGAGACUAACAUGUACGAAGGUGUAGGAAGAAUGUUUAUUCUACAGUCCAAGGAAGUAAUUCACAACCAGCUGUUAGAAAAACAGAAAAUAGCAGAAGAAAAAAUUAAAGAGCUGGAGCAGAAGAAAUCCUACCUGGAGCGGAGCGUCAAGGAGGCUGAGGACAACAUCCGGGAGAUGCUGAUGGCGCGGAGGGCACAGUAGGAGCUGCUGGGAAGCGCCUUCCGUUCUGAUCCCUCACAUCCUGUCACGGCAGGGGCUGUGCAGGGUACUGCCCUCCCUCUGCCCAGCAGCCCCAUCUCUCCAUCACCCUGAGCCCCUCAGGUCCCAACUGAAUGUCUGCCAACCCCUGCUCAGGACACUCUUCUUUCCUGGGGCAAGCCAGGAGCUCUCAACAGAGGGAGGACUGGAGGGCAGAUGGAGAAAGCUGUCCAAGCCUGUCACUAGGCAUGUGGGUUAGACCAGGUUAGACCAAUAAAAAGCUAUGUCUUUACUUUAUGGCAUGUGCUUUUCUCCACCGGAGGAGAGAGAGGCAAGUGUCUCCCUCAGCUUGUGUCCCUUUUUUCCUCCCCUUUCUGUCCUGGGCCUCUGUGUAGAGCAUGGAGGAAGAAGACGACAAGUUGAUAGGUGUGGUGGACAGAGGCACAGUUGGCUUCAGGGUUCCUUCCCUGUUUUCUCCCCAGAAUUCUAAAACAAAGUUCAGUGGCGAGCAGCAUCUCUAGGCUCUGGUCCUGUCUGGCCAUGGUGCGCCCGUGGCCCUGCCUCCUAGUGCUCAGGACAGCUCAUUCUCUGUGCAACUUUCAGGAACUUUACUGCAGGUCAGUUAAACACAACUGUUACUGAAAACUAGAUGUAAACUUAAGUAUUUAGAACAAAAACUACUAGUAAAUACUCAGAACUCC